Messenger RNA from Olea europaea var. sylvestris, 2019 nucleotides. Its product is annotated as cytochrome P450 CYP72A219-like. The transcript is spliced from 5 exons. Gene Ontology annotation, molecular function: monooxygenase activity; heme binding; iron ion binding. Lineage: Eukaryota; Viridiplantae; Streptophyta; Magnoliopsida; Lamiales; Oleaceae. Bases 374 to 1921 code for a protein of 515 amino acids. The record is from RefSeq and is a predicted model, not a curated record.
UUUUCUCUUAAUUAACAAAUAUAAACAACAUGUUCUUCUCUUAUUAGUUAUAUAUCCUCCUCAAUUUUCCAGCUAGAAACCUAGCUAAAGGACAUCUUUCUCUGGGGUUGCGUUAAAAUUUUGGUUCUUUCUCCUUAAUUAUGCACAGUUGUUUAAAAAACUUCAAUUUACAAAUCAAGUGGUCCAUAUGGUAACGUGAUUCCCACAAUGACAGUAUAGAUCCACACGUGACUGGGAAAAACUCAACUGCUACUUGGUUAAAACUACCCUCAGAAUAUGCCAUUAUCAUUGUUAAGAAUUGAUCUCUAGCUAGUCUCCAUCUCCUUGUGCCUGUUUUUCAGUAACAUCUCUUUCUUCUCUCUAGAAAGCAAGUAUGAAUAUUGCAACGUUAAUCUUUUUCUUCCUGAUUUCAGUAUCUCUGAUAUUGGGAUGGAGAAUAGCGAAUUGGUUAUGGUUUAGACCAAGAAAGAUAGAAAAAUACCUUAGGGCGCAAGGCUUCAGUGGAAAUCCUUACCGUCCGAUUCAUGGGGAUAGCAAGGAGAUGGCAGCCAUGAUCAAACAAGCGAAUUCUAAACCCAUCAACCUAUCGGAUGAUAUCAUUCCCCGUGCCCUCCCAUUCCACCAUCAUAUUAUCAACAAGUAUGGUAAGAAUUCUUUCUCAUGGAUCGGUCCAACUCCUAGGGUUUAUAUGAUGGAACCUGAACUGAUAAAAGAAGUCUUGACCAACAACACCACUUUCAAAAAGCCAACCCCAAACCCACUGGCCAAAUUUUUGAUAUGUGGAUUUGCUGGCUAUGAAGAUGAGAAGUGGGCUAAGCACAGAAAAAUGGUCGAUCCUGCUUUCUACAUAGAAAAAUUGAGGCAUAUGAUUCCCGCUAUGCAUACAAGUUGCAUUGAGAUGAUUAACAAGUGGGAGAUGUUGGCAUCAGAAAAGAUUACAAUUGAGAUUGAUGUGCAGCCCUAUUUAGAGGAUUUAACCUGCGAUGUGAUAUCGAGAACGGCUUUUGGGAGUAGUUAUGCACAAGGAAAGAUGAUUUUCCGACUUCAAAAAGAACAAGCAGAACUUACGCGGCAAGUUUUGCAAUCAGUAUACAUUCCCGGAUGGAGGAUUUUGCCAACAAAAAGAAACAGGAGAAUGAAAGAGAUUAACUAUCAGCUGUGCAGUUUUCUAAAGAAUAUCAUAAAUGGAAAACUGAAGGCCAUCAAAGCAGGAAUUGAUAGUGCAGAAAACGAUUUAUUAGGUAUUCUGUUGAAAUCAAAUCUAGAAGAAAUUAAAAAACAUGGAAAUAACAAUUUAGGAAUGAGAAUCGAUGAAGUGAUUGAGGAAUGUAAAGCAUUCUACUUUGCUGGGCAAGAAAGCACAUCAAAUUUGUUGUCAUGGACAAUGCUUCUAUUGAGCAUGCACCCGAGUUGGCAAAUUCGUGCAAGGGAAGAGAUUCGGCAAGCUUUUGGAAACAAAGUACCAGAUUUUGAUGGCCUAAAUCGACUAAAAACCGUAACGAUGAUUUUGUACGAGGUUCUAAGAUUAUAUCCACCUGCGAUCAUAUUUACAAGAACCAUAAAUGAAGAGACAAAAUUAGGAGAAAUGACUCUGCCCUCUGGAUUGCAAUUUCUGUUGCCAAUAAUCUUAGUUCAUCACGAUCGACAACUUUGGGGGGAAGAUGUAAAAGAAUUCAAGCCAGAGAGAUUUUCUCAAGGAAUCGCGAAGGCAACGAAUAAUCAGCUCUCUUUUUUCCCUUUCAGUUGGGGUCCCCGGAUGUGCAUUGGAAGCAAUUUCUCACUUAUGGAAGCGAAAAUCGCCCUGGUUAUGAUCCUUCGACGCUUUUCUUUUGAGCUUUCACCAUCUUACACUCACGCUCCCUCAUUUGUGGUGACUCUUCAACCCCAAAAGGGAGUUCACAUAAAGCUGCGAAAAAUAUAGAGACAAAAUUUUGCAUUGAACUUAUCUGUGUGUGUUCGAUAUUUCUGUAACAUACCCGUUGAAUAAAUUAAUGCAUCAUCUUUAGGUUAAUUAAAAAA